CUCCGAUACAGUAUCGCACACGGUACAAGAUUUGGUGUUCAUUUGGAACAUGACCGAUCCGCUGGUGGUUAAUCCAGAGAUAGAGCUACCACAGUUGGACAUCAGCAACAACUACACAACCGACUGUACGAUCGAGUACUCGACCGGUAACUUCACCUGUCUGGCGGUAGUGUUUAACCUAAGAAGACGCUUGGGCUACCAUCUAUUCCACACGUACAUCCCGUCGGCCCUUAUUGUCGUCAUGUCCUGGAUAUCGUUCUGGAUCAAACCGGAAGCCAUCCCUGCCCGGGUGACACUGGGCGUUACCUCGCUACUAACGCUAGCCACGCAAAAUACGCAAUCGCAACAAUCGCUCCCACCGGUAUCGUACGUGAAAGCAAUCGACGUCUGGAUGUCGUCCUGUUCCGUGUUUGUGUUUCUAUCGCUGAUGGAGUUUGCAGUGGUCAACAACUAUAUGGGUCCGGUAGCAACGAAAGCUAUGAAGGGCUAUUCGGACGAGGACCUAUCGGAGGCGAUCGACUUUAACAAAAACGGUUACAACAAGGACCACCGUUCGUCGGAAGUUCCCCGGUACGAUACGUUCUGUCAUGGGCGGGAAACGGCUCUCUGUAUCGAUAAGUUUUCCCGCUUCUUUUUCCCCUUCUCGUUCUUCAUACUGAACGUUACCUACUGGACAACGUUCCUUUAA
Messenger RNA from Anopheles maculipalpis, 688 nucleotides. Its product is annotated as glycine receptor subunit alpha-2-like. NCBI's taxonomy places the organism in Eukaryota, Metazoa, Arthropoda, Insecta, Diptera, Culicidae. Gene Ontology annotation, biological process: nervous system process; regulation of membrane potential; chloride transmembrane transport. Gene Ontology annotation, cellular component: neuron projection; membrane; synapse. The coding region runs from base 50 to 688 and encodes 212 amino acids. Gene Ontology annotation, molecular function: chloride channel activity; neurotransmitter receptor activity; transmembrane signaling receptor activity. The transcript has 2 exons. The record is from RefSeq and is a predicted model, not a curated record.